AUUUUAAUUAUCGUAAUUUCUUGAUAUAUUACGUUUAAUAAAACACUUAGUUUUGUGUAAAUUUAAAUUGGCCAACAUAACGUCAUUGUGAAAUACAUAAGUAAGUUUAUUACCUAUAUCAUAACAUUGGCUUAAAAAUCUACCCUACUCAAUGUUCUUUUUUGUCUCUAUUGAUUAGAUAUUUGCUAUUUGAUACAUUUUUAUUUGCCUCUAAUUAGUUAUUAACUAGAAGUUGUAUUCAUAUAAUAAUUUUGAAAGUAUUUCUAUUGCAGUAUUAGUACAUAAUUGUUUAACCAUACGGUAAAUAUUUUAUCAACUUAAAUUCACUACUCUAUUUGUAAGAACUGUUUAUAGAGAUAUUAAUAAAUAAAUCAUAAUUUUCUAGCGUUAUUUUUUUUUAACUAUAUUAACUAUUAAAUAAAUUAAAUAUUUGUAUGAUUUCUUAUAAAAACAAGAUAACAAUUUUUUGUUACACACACAUAUAUAUAUAUAUAGAUAUUAUAUCUUAGUAAAACCAGUAUAAAUAGUGUUAAUUUAAAUUUAUAAUAUGUUAUAUUGUUAUACUUUUAUGUAUUUAAAAUAUACCAAAAACAUUUAGGAAUAAUAUUAUAUUGAAUACUCAGAUAUUCUAUAGUUAAGUAGGUAUCAAAAAUAUCACAAGAGUACAAGAAUUAUUUCUUAAUUUACACAUUUAUUUUAUGAUUUAUUUAGAAUGAAUAUCGACACAGAAAUGCGUAAUAAUAUGUGAUCAAUUUAUACAGAAUAUAGUUGACGAAGUUUAUUAUUAACAGAUAAACCUAGUAUAUCAAAAUAAGGUAAAUUUAUGUUGUACUAUCUUGCUAUAUCAAUAAAUAUUUGUUUAAAGUUCAAGCAGUAUAUAUUAUAAUAUUAUAAUUAAAAUUCUUUCUAAAUUAUAAUUAUAUGUACAGUGGAUUCCGCUUAAUAUGGGCACCAAGUAAAUGGGCAAAAUGAUCUGGUCUCAAUACAAAUGUAUAUUAACAAGGUUAAAAUAAUUGCAUAAUAAGGGUACCUGAUUCGAUUUAUGUGGGCAAUUUUUUUUUAUCAUAGCGCUGGAAUGUAUACAUAUGUAUUUAAAAACGACUGAUAUAAUUGGGUUCCGUUGUAUUUAUGAGAUUGCGGUUAUCAAAAAUUAUUUUAAUAAAAAGCAUUAACAUUUAAACCUUCAAGGGAUUUUGUUGAUUAAAUAUAUAGAGUUGCAUGUGAGUUCAUGCAAGAGGAUAAUGAAAGUAGUCUGAUAAACUUUAGGCAUGUACCCAUUUUAUGUUGACCAGAUCCAUACUAAACAGCUUUUAAAAAAAAGCAAUUACGUUUUGUACACCUUCCAUAUUCAAAUAGUAAUUUUAUUUAGUAUGUUAUAUUUAGUUUUAUUUAUGCAGUAAUUUAACAUUUUUUUCCAAUUGUAUGGUUCAUGUGUGCAAAAUAAAAAUGUUUGUGUUUUUGAAUAAAUUUCGGUUUUUAUGGGCAGCCGCUUAAUGUGAGCAAACAGAGCUGGUCCCAACGUGCCCGAAUUAAGCAGCAUCCAUGGUAUAUUAAUUUAUUAACUCUUAAGCGAUUAUCCUCAUCAUAAUUUCAUUGGUUUAAAUUAAGAACUUAAAUAAAUAAUUUGCUAAAAGACCUUAAAGGUCAUUAUAUUAAUUUUAUGAAUUAAAUAUUUGGUGUGAAAAUUGUUGUAUUAAAUACCUCCAAUUUGCUAUUUAUCAUUGUCAAUUGUUGUUUAUUUUAAUAUAAUGAAUAUCAAAUAUUUAAUACAUUUAUAUAUUAAUAAGACUUCAUUAUUUACUAUAUAGUGUAGUCUAAAAAAUACAAAUUAUAGCUUAAUUUUAUUUUCAGUUACCAUGACUGUAAUGUCUCAAGAAGAAAUGAUGGUCGGUAUUAAAACUGUAGCCCAAGGUCUAGAAGCCUUGAAAAAUGAGUUAAUAGCAUCUAAUAAUCCAGGGCAAAGUACAAUGCAACCGGAAGAGAAACAAUCAAUGCUUCAAAAAACUUUGGAUAUGACCGAAUUAGGUCUUGGAGAAGCUCAGGUAGGAAAAAGCAUUGUGAAAAAAAUAUACACCAACAUGACUGUCAUUGAUACCAAUGUACAGAACUUAUAUAUAAAAAAAAAAAAAAUUGUCAUCAUCAAGAUUCUAUAUUCAUUAAUUUUUAUUGAUUUAAAAUUAAGAAUAGAAAUGUAAUGCAAAUAAAUUAAUACUGGCUCGUAUUGAGAAAAACUAUGUAAAAUUCCUGUUACUUAAUUUUUUUAUCUGUAUACUGUCAAGAAAAUGCAUGACUGACAAGUCCUUCAAGUAAUUCCAUGUUUUUAUAUCUUGAUUUAUUUCCAUGUGAAUCAAGCAUUUUACCAAUUUACAUGAAUUGUUAUCCUUCAUGAGUUGUUAUUAGUUCAUUAGUGUCUAAGCAAAAUUAUUUUAACCUAUGGAAUGACUUGUCGUUUCUUAUUUAUUCCUAUUUGUUUUAAAAAUAUUUUGCAAAACGGGACAAAGCCCAAGUACAGAAAAACUUACAUGCUAGCUUACUGGUAUUUAAUAUUAUAGAUUUAUAGGUAUGUUGAAAAACCUAAAAAAAAAACCAUUUAACAAUAGUAAUUAUUUUUAUUAUCUGUUCAAAUAAAAAUAUUGUCGGCAAUUUUUUUUUUUAAUAAAAUACAUUUUUUAAAUAAUCAACUUAGGUGAUGUUAGCAUUGGCUUCUCAUCUUCAAAAUGUUGAAGCAGAAAAACAAAAACUUCGAACUCAGGUCCGUAGACUAUGUCAAGAAAAUGCGUGGCUGAGGGAUGAACUAGCAAACACACAGCAAAAAUUACAAGCAUCUGAGCAGGCUGUUGCAUUAUUGGAUGAACAAAAUAAACAUUUAGAAUUUAUGGCAUCUAUCAGUAAAUUUGACGCUGAUAAGGUAUUAAUUAUAUUUUUACUAUAUAAGUAUACUCUUAUACUUAAAUUAUUUUAAUUAUGGUGUGUUAUUUAAAAAAAAAAAAAAUGUGUAUGAAAAAUUUACUAAGACUGAAGAUCAAACUGAAAAUAAACAAGAAAAAUCUAAAAGUGACGAUCCAGUUGUUGAUUUAUUUCCAGAUGAUGAAAAUGAGGAAAGAAAUAGUAAGUUAUGUACCAAAUUUAAUAAUUUAAUACAAUCUUUUCUUAUCUGGACAAUUAAGAAAUAUCAAUAGUCGGUUUAAAAAAAACAAUUUCAUAUUCAAAUUCUUUAAUCCAAAGUGAACACCUUUAUAGAAAUUUAAAUUUAAUAACCUGAUUUAAGGUGGUUGUUACUCUCUCAUCUGUCACCUUACAUUCAAAAAUUAAAAUCUCUACAUAUUAUGUUUAUCAUAUGCAAAAACAUUCUUUUAUUUUAUUCUUUUAUUAUAUAAAAAAAAAAAUAUUCUGAACCAAACCCACAAUAUACAAAAAACUUGAUUUCAUUUCUAAAAAUGUCAAACUUCAUAAAUUUACAUAAACUAAAAUGGAUGUAUUUAUAAUGAAUAAUAAAAAAAAAAUCUGAAUAUAUAUUUAUAAAUACCAGAAAUUGGUCAAUAAUUGCAUUUUUUCUUUAUUUUUUUUAUUAUUACAAAUGUGAUUAUUAUUUAUUAUUAGUAAAUUUGAUUUGAUUUAUAACUAUAAAUUUAACUAAUGUCAACUAUAAUCCUAUUUUAAUAUUAAUAGCAUUAUCACCUACACCACCAUCCCAAUUUGCUCAACAAGUAAAUGCUGGAGCUGGUUAUGAAAUUCCAGCACGUUUACGAACAUUGCAUAAUUUGGUAAUUCAGUAUGCAUCUCAGGGAAGAUAUGAAGUAGCUGUCCCAUUAUGUAAACAAGCUUUGGAAGAUUUAGAAAAAACAUCUGGCCAUGAUCAUCCUGAUGUAGCAACUAUGUUGAAUAUUUUAGCACUUGUAUAUAGGUAACUUUUACAUAUAAAUGUAUCAAACAAUUUAUUUUAUUUAUAUUUAUUUAUAGAGAUCAAAACAAAUAUAAAGAUGCUGCUAAUUUGUUAAAUGAUGCAUUGGCAAUACGUGAAAAAACAUUAGGAGAAAAUCAUCCUGCUGUAAUAUUAUAAUUUUGUUUAAAGGCGCAUUAUUUUCUAACAAUCUAUAAUUUCUUAGGUCGCAGCAACAUUAAAUAACUUAGCUGUUCUUUAUGGAAAACGAGGUAAAUACAAAGAUGCUGAACCAUUGUGUAAACGAGCCUUGGAAAUCAGAGAAGCGGUAUUAGGUAAAGGACAUCCAGAUGUAGCUAAACAAUUGAACAACUUAGCUCUACUUUGCCAAAAUCAAGUAAUUGUUUAUAGUCUUAUACUUUAAUAAACUACGAUUAGAUUUGUGUUUUUUAUUUAGCUAAAAUAUCAAUCAAAUAAUUUAUAAUUUAUUGUAAUUUUAAAUUAGUUUUUAUUGUAUUAAAUUAAUUAAUCUAUAAAUUACUUAUUAGUUUUAAUAAUGAAUUUUAUUUAUUAUUAUUAUUAAUGAAAAUACCAAAUUCAUUAUCUAGUUUAAUAUUUAUAUUAAAAAUAUAGAUGUAUUUUAAAUAUCAAUCAUCUCUAUUUGUUUCAUAGCUUAAAUUUUACUGAUUUGGUACAAAUAAAUAUUAAUAAAUUUAUUGUUUUAAAAGUUAUGACGGAUCACGUUUAUUAUAUUUUAAAGGGCAAGUAUGAAGAAGUAGAACGAUAUUAUCAGCGAGCAUUAGAGAUAUAUGAAAAGAAACUAGGACCUGAUGAUCCAAAUGUAGCUAAAACCAAAAAUAAUUUAGCUUCAUGUUAUUUGAAACAAGGCAAAUAUAAGGAGGCAGAAAUAUUAUACAAACAAGUGUUAACCAGAGCUCAUGAAAGAGAGUUUGGUACAAUUGAUGGUAAGUUAUUUUUUUAUAUAUAUAUGUUGAGGUUUCUAUAAAAUUAAACAAUUAUUACAUUAUUCACUAUACUAUGAACAAAUUUCUUAACUUGUUUCUAAAGUAAAAAAAAACAAUUGAUUACAAAUUUUAACUUGCAUGUAAAUUAUCAACCCUUUAAAGUCUUGAAAAUUGUAAACAAGAGGGUAAACAUAUUGUUUACAUUUUUUUUUAUUAGGUGACGAAAAGGAAUGGGCAUCAAUGGCUAAUAAUAAUAAUUCCAAAGCAUAAAAAUAUACUAUAAACUGUUAAGUUAUAAGAAUGGUUACAGGGUAGAUUAUGUACAUUCCUAUAAUCACAUAUGAUUAUAAGAUCUGAAAUAUAUACAUAUUAAUAUACUUAUAUUAUUUAUGCAUGUAUAAUAAUUAUAAGAUUGUAUUAAGUACAGAGAAUUUUCAUACUAAAUAUAAUAGCUAUUAGUAAAUAUAUAUUAUUAUUUUUUGUAUUUGUGUUUGGCAUUAGAAUAUAAUAUAUUAAACAUUCAAAUUUUAGUUUGCAGUGCAUGGUGCUUAAGUUAUAUUUUGAAAUGUUAAAGUAUAUUUUAGUAUUUUAUAAUAUAUUUUAUUAAUUAUUUUAUGAUAAUAAAUUUUCAUACUGUGUUAUGGCAUUGAAUCUCUUUACCAGUAACCAAAGAUAUUCAAUUUAUUAAGGUAUAAGUAUUUCUUUAUAAAAAAAAAUAUAUUAAUUUUCUAUUAUAUUUAAUUAAAGUAUAAUCAAUAGUAGUUUAUUUUUGCAUAAUUAUUAUUUGUUUAGAAAAUAUAUAAACCAAUAAAUUACAAUCCUUUUCAAUAAAUUCUAAAAUCCAAAAUUUAUAAUUGGGAAAAGUUAUUUAAUUUGAUAAACUACUAAAUGUUACAAAUUCCAAUUAGUUAAUUAAAUAUGAAAUUUAUCUUAAUUUUAAUGUUAAAUAAAAAUAUCUGGAGUUAAGACAAUCUGUUUUAUAGUUUUUUAAUUUUAUCAAAUUGUUUAGAUAAUACAUAUAUAAACAAUUUAAUGCAUGAAUCUCUUAAUGAUUAUUAUAUUGAGUAUUACUAGAUUUUCAUUAAAAGUAAUUGGAAUUACAUCGAAAAAGAAAGAAGCAAAAUAAAAUAUAUAUUUAUAAAAAUAUUUGGAAAUUUUGUAUUUAAAGAACAUGAUAGUGAUUUUGAGGAGUGGACCUAACCUAACCUUAGGUGGUGAAACAACAAUUAAUUUUACAUAAUAAUUAAAAUCAAAAAUAAAAACAUCUAUAAUACCUGAAGCCUUAAGUCAGCAAACAAUAAUUAAUAUUAAAAACACCUUGUUUUUUAUUUCCGAUAGUAUAUAUUAUAGUUUUUCAUAAUAUUUGCCUCACAACUUAUAAGACAUGCGAGCCACCAUUCCUCUGACUUCAAGUUUUUCUAAAAUCGCCAAUUGUGUCUAAUCAUUUUUUCAUUUGUGUUUGUUUUAUGUAUUUUUAAAUAAUAUGUUAUUUACACUAAAGAAAUAACUUAUUUUCACUAAUUUAAAAAUAUGAAAUAAAUAAUAUGGAAAUAAAAUACUAUUGAUUUAUAUCAAACUAUAUAAAUUCUAAAAUGAUGUUUAGUUUUUUGCAUAUUUAUACCGAAAAUAUAGUUGUUAUUAUUUUUAUUAUCAUUUUAUUAUUAUUAUUUUAUUAUUACUAUUAUUAUUAAAUAUCUUGAGGAUUUUAAAAUGUAUUCAUUUUUAUUGUACUUUGUUAAGUUUGCCUAAGAUUAAUUAUUUUUGAAAAUUAUUUGUUUAUUUGAACUAUUUUUAAUUUUGCAUGUUCCUUUGGUUUUUUUUUUUUUUGUUUAUUAUUUGGCAUUCAGCUUUUAUAUUCAAUUUAUUAUGUAUUUCAUAUUUAUAUAGUUAUAAACUUGGGUUAUAAUAAACAAUUUAUAAUUAUUUGUUUUUUUUUUUUUUAUACAUAUAUAUUUUAUGUGCUUUUUUAAAACUUAUUAGAUAAGUGAUUGUAUAAAUAUAUAAUAUGUGAUCCUUAAAAAAAUUAAGAAUAAAUGUACAACAAUAAUAGUUCAUUAUUAAUCGUAUUACAAGAUAUGUACAGAGUUACAUUUUUGAUUUCUCAAAUAUUUGUAAAUCAUACAUUUUUCCAUAAAUGUACAUUAUAAUAGAUUUUCAUUAGUUUUUCUUUAUAUUAUUAUUUAACUUGUGGUUAUUUUUUAAAUUUCUAGUGAGACUAAUUAAAUAAUUCUAAUUCAAUUUGAGAUAACAGUGGUAUCUGCAGAAAAAAUAAUUUUUUUAUCCAUAAUAAUAGGCAUUUAUCUUUUAUUUGAAAUAUAUUUGUAGUUUAUCACAAUUAAUUAAUAACUUAUAUAGUAAAGGCAGAUCUCAGAAAAAUGAACAAUAUUUUUUAAUCAAAAAAUACUCCUUUGGAAUGUCAAUAAAAAUUGACCAAAAGUGUCAGUUAUUUAGAGGUUUUACUGUAUUUUUUUUAUCCUCUCCUAUUAAUGUAUUUUAACUUAAUUCAAUAAACAAUUCUGCAAAUGUCACUAAAUUUAUUUAUUUUUUUUUUUUAAUGGAAAAGGAUUUUUAUGUUACAGGGGAUAAUAAACCUAUAUGGCAGGUGGCUGAAGAAAGAGAAGAAAAUAAAAACAAAAUUCCAGGCACUGCACCAUAUACAGAAUAUGGUGGUUGGCAUAAGGCUGCCAAAGUAGACUCACCAACAGUUACUACUACACUUAAAAAUCUAGGAGCACUCUACAGAAGACAAGGGAAAUAUGAAGCUGCAGAAACUCUUGAAGAUUGUGCUUUACGUUCUAGAAAAGAGGUAUGUAUAAACUAUAAAGAAUAAAAAUCAAAUCAUAUUUUAUUUAAUUCAGGAAUUCGUAAUAUCUCUUGAUAAUUAUAAAUAAUAUUCAUAUAUAUAUUUUUUUUAUUAUUAUUAUUAUGUUAUGUAUUUGUAGGCAUUUGAUAUUGUAAAACAGGCCAAAGUUGCACAAAUUCUUAGUGGAUCAACUAGUAGUGUAAAUAGUAAUGACAGGCGGAAUCGAUCAAGUCGUUUAAUUGGUUCUAGAGAAUCUUUGGAAUACGAUACAAUUUCUACUGGAACAAAAUUAGAUGAGGUUUGUAAAAGUUAUUUUUAUUUUUAAUGUUUGGUAUUUCAAUUCACUCCUAGUUUUGAGAACCGUGGUUAAUGCAUGUCAAAUCUCUACUUUGAUUUAGUUAUUGUUCUUUUUUUUAUUUUUAAAUAUUUACAUUUUGAUUACAUUACAUUAUUAUAGAUUGCAUAUUAUUUUACUAACACAUUUCACAAUUAUAUUUUAAUGCUUUAUAAUAGUAUUUACACAACUCUAUAAAAAAAAAAAAAAAAAACCUACCCUGUAAGUCUUUAGGGUUUUAGAGACUAGUUACUGAGUGAGAAGAGAAAAAAGUUUUAAGAAUGUCGGUUAUAUUUGUUAUGACAGAGCGGGGCUGAGUUGAGCAAACAAGGCGGCCUGAAAACAAAACUAUUCAGUGCUCUAGGGCUGAACAAUUCCUCUUCUGCCUGAUUUAAUGUAUCUGGAGAGAAAUUAUCGAGGCUGUGGCUGUGGGAAAUUUUUACACUAAAAAAAUUAUAUUAUUAUUUUUGUUCAUUAUUUUUUAUUUUAUUUAUUUAUAAUUUUUAACAUCAAAUAUAUUAUUAUUAUUAUUAUUUAUUAUUAUUAUUAUUUUUUAUUAUUAUUAUUAUUAUUUUUUUUUUGUAAUUUGUGUUGAUUUGAUAAUACAAUUUUUAAUUUUUAUUGUAAAAUUUUAAUAGUUAUCAUCUGUUAAAUUAAUGUUGGUGAUCAAUCAAAAAAUACAAAUCAUUUUCAUUUUUAAGUAAAAAUUUAAUAUUAAAUUAUAAUAACCAUUGUAGUAUUGAAUUAUUAAAGUUUAUUUAUUAGUUUUAUUAUUUUACCCUUACUACUCAUACUAAUAAUGUAUUAUAAACUUUUUAAAACUAAGUUUUAUACAUAUUAGUAUGAUUUAAAACAACAUUUAUUUUUAAAUAUAUUUUAUUAAAUAAUUAGCACAUUAUCCUGCACUUAACAAACUCUUUCUGGGAAAAAUUGUUUUUAAAUAUCUUCUUCUGCCUUAUUAUAAAUUAUAUAAGUACAAUAGUAAAUAUUUUAUAUAUUUAUGUAUGUGUGUGUUACAUUAUUUUUAUUAUUUUUUUAUUUUUUUUUGCGAGUUUAUUUCAGCCUAAGUUAUGCAUAUCUAUUUAAAUAGAUAUAGUUUUAUUAACUUUAUGUAACUGUAGGAUAAAAAGACAUAUCAAUGUUCAAAAAAAAAUUGUGUUUAUUUUUACAGAAAUCUGGAACAGAUGGUCAACAGAAGUAGAAUUAAAAUAAAAAUUAUCUACUCGCUAAUCUACCACAUAUACUUAUACUGCUUCGGCAAACAAGUAUUCAUCUCCUAAAAGACAAACACGGAACGGUCCAAUUUUUAUUUUAUUAUUUAUUAAUAUGUGCAAUACAACUAAUAUUUACAUUGCAAAGUAGUUAGUUAGCUAUAAUUAUUUAAAUAGGGUUAUUCCAUGGCUAGUAGUAAAAUAGUUUUAUUCCCAGGAAAUAACUUAUUAAAAUAAUAUGCCUAAAAAAUAAGUCUAGUUUUCGGAUUUAUAUGUAUUUGGAUAUUUUUUUCUUUGCUCUUGUAUGCUGAUUGAAAAAUAUAAAUGUAACACAAAAUACUAUUAUACACCAUAAAAAAAAAAUAUGCAAUAAUAAACAAAUAAUUGUUUUGUUUUAUUGAUGCUUGAAAAUAAAAUAUAUAUAUUUA
Molecule: messenger RNA, 9621 nt
Organism: Cinara cedri
Lineage: Eukaryota; Metazoa; Arthropoda; Insecta; Hemiptera; Aphididae
Source: the annotation of a GenBank genome assembly